CGGUCCGAGGCGGCGGCGCCCCCGGGCUCAGCCCCGCAGCCCACUCGGGCAGAGGCGCCGCCGCGGUGCCCGGCGGAGGAUGGUGCGCGCCGUGCGGGCCGCUCCCCGCAGCCUCAGCCGCAGCAGCGCCUCGGCCGAGCGGGCCGCGGCGGGCAGCCGAGCCCCGCACCGGGCGUGCGGCCGGACGCCGGCGCGCUGAGGCUCGGACGCCGGAGCCCGGGCGACGCCGCGAUCGCAGCGGCCAUGGGGGCCCUGACGAGCCGGCAGCACGCGGGCGUGGAGGAGGUGGACGUCCCGUCCAAUUCCGUGUACCGCUACCCGCCCAAGUCCGGCAGCUAUUUUGCCAGCCACUUCAUCAUGGGAGGGGAGAAGUUUGACUCCACGCAUCCGGAGGGCUACCUGUUUGGCGAGAACAGCGACCUGAACUUCCUGGGAAACAGACCAGUGGCGUUCCCUUACGCCGCCCCGCCUCCCCAAGAACCUGUGAAGACUUUGAGGAGCCUGAUCAACAUCCGGAAGGACACACUGAGACUUGUCAAAUGUGCUGAGGAGGUGAAGAGCCACGGAGAGGAGGCAGCCAAAGCCAAGGUCCACUACAACGUCGAGUUCACCUUUGACACAGAUGCCCGGGUAGCCAUCACCAUCUACUACCAGGCCACUGAGGAGUUCCAGAAUGGCAUUGCCAGCUACAUUCCAAAAGACAACCGCCUGCAGUCAGAGACCGUGCACUACAAGCGAGGGGUGUGCCAGCAGUUCUGCCUGCCCUCCCAUACUGUGGACCCCUCGGAGUGGGCUGAAGAGGAGCUUGGCUUUGACCUGGACCGGGAGGUCUACCCUCUGGUGGUACAUGCUGUGGUGGAUGAAGGAGAUGAGUACUUUGGCCACUGCCAUGUGCUUCUGGGCACGUUUGAGAAGCACACGGACGGGACCUUCUGUGUGAAGCCCCUCAAGCAGAAGCAAGUGGUGGAUGGGGUCAGCUACCUUCUUCAGGAGAUCUACGGGAUUGAGAACAAGUACAACACUCAAGAUUCCAAGGUGGCAGAGGACGAUGUCAGUGACAACAGCGCUGAGUGUGUGGUGUGUCUCUCAGACGUCCGAGACACUUUGAUCCUGCCCUGCCGGCACCUCUGCCUCUGCAACACCUGCGCAGACACCCUGCGCUACCAGGCCAACAACUGCCCCAUCUGCCGGCUCCCCUUCCGAGCCCUGCUUCAGAUCCGAGCCAUGAGGAAGAAAUUGGACCCUCUGUCUCCAAGCAGCUUUAACCCCAUCAUCUCUUCCCAGACUUCGGACUCUGAGGAGCAUUCGUCCUCAGAGAAUAUCCCACCGGGCUAUGAAGUGGUGUCUCUCCUGGAGGCCCUCAAUGGGCCUCUCACCUCAUCCCCAGCAGUACCUCCCCUUCACAUUCUUGGAGAUGGCCACCUCUCAGGAAUGCUACCGUCCUAUGGCAGUGACGGCCACCUGCCCCCUGUUAGGACACUGUCCCCUCUUGACCGCCUGUCUGAUUGCAACAGCCAAGGACUCAAACUCAAAAAGAGCCUAUCCAAAUCCAUUUCCCAAAAUUCUUCUGUGCUUCACGAAGAGGAAGAUGAGCGAUCUUGCAGCGAGUCAGACACUCAGCUCUCUCAGAGGCUGUCAGUCCAGCAUCCUGAAGAGGGCCCCGACGUGACUCCAGAGAGUGAGAACCUCACCCUGUCCUCCUCAGGGGCUGUUGACCAGUCGUCUUGCACGGGGACUCCGCUCUCUUCCACCAUCUCUUCCCCAGAAGACCCAGCCAGCAGCAGCCUGGCCCAGUCAGUCAUGUCCAUGGCUUCCUCCCAAAUCAGCACUGACACCGUGUCCUCCAUGUCUGGCUCCUACAUUGCACCUGGCACAGAAGAAGAAGGAGAGGCCCUGCCUUCCCCCAGAGCUGCUAGCAGGGCCCCUUCAGAAGGAGAGGACACACCAGCAGAGUCCCCAGACAGCAAUUUUGCUGGCCUUCCAGCUGGAGAGCAGGAUGCAGAGGGAAAUGACAUCCUAGAGGAAGAGGACAGAUCACCUGUGCAAGAAGAUGGCCAGAGGACAUGCGCAUUUCUAGGCAUGGAGUGUGACAAUAACAAUGACUUUGACGUCGCAAGCGUGAAAGCACUGGACAAUAAGCUGUGCUCUGAGGUCUGCUUACCCGGUACCUGGCAGUAUGAUGAUAACACUGUCAACCGUCGCCAUACCCAGCGCCGGCGCCUAUCCUCCAGCAGCCUGGAGGACCCUGAGGAGAACAGGCCUUGUGUAUGGGACCCUAUGGCUGUUUGAGGGCAUCUGCACCUGUACCUGGGCUUCCCCUCCUGUCCUUGCCUUCCAUCAGUCCUCACUGGACCACAGGCCUUCUGGGCAUCUUCAGUAAGACAUGUGGACUUCAUACUCACAUGAAGGGAGGGCGAUGCAACCCUCCACCCACCUCAUCUCCUGUGACCCUGAUUCCAACCCUCUCAGAAAGAGCCAGAAGCCUUCUUCCUGUGGGCUGAUGUGUGCCAGCCAAACCCAAUGGGCCAGCAGCUGAGGCCUGCUCAGGGCUGGUGGUUUCUGGAACUUUUUCUCUUCUGAACGGAGACCACGAAGACUGAAGAGUUUCAGCUUUGCUAGACACCCACGAACAGGUUUUGGUCUCUUCAGCAAUUAGAGACCUAACUUGAAGCGGUUGGGAGCUUGCUCCAUGGGCAAGGCCAUCCACACUCUGGCCUCCCAGGACACCAGGAGCUCCUUACCCGAGCCUAAGGGAGAGGAUAACCUCCAGAGUGUGGGUUGGAAGCCAGGUCUACUAACAGUUGAUCUCCUGCGCCUCCUGUGUCCGCAGUCAGGAGCAUCUCCCUUGUAAGGCCUGUCCUCAGGUGCAGUCAGGAAGGCCUGCUGGGUCACCUCCAUGCAGUGCUAGGGCUGGCUUUCCCCAUAUCUUCACCACAGCCACUGAGAGGGAGUCUCAAACCCAGCUAACGGCUUCUCUGCCCACCGUGUAAUAGCUGAAGAACAAGGCUAAGAGCGAGGCCCAGUGCUUCUCAAACUGGUGCACAGGAACGCCAAAGGAAUGGCAGAGGCUCUGGGGCCAGAGGAUUAGGAGACCUCCCUACCCUAGUCUGUUCCUCCCCUGCCUUUCGGAUAGAUGAGAGGUGCAGACUCACCAGUGCUGAGAGAUGCCUCAGACAGAGCCAUGGCAGCAAGCUGGCAGGAAAUUGUUGGGUGCCAGGCCUUUCUCAGUUCAGUGGGUUUUGCAUGGCUCUAAAGUAGAUGCCUACCUGGGGGCUUUCGGGACAGGCAGCUCUUCAGUGGACAGGAGACGGAGAUUAGUGACAGUUACUUAGGAAGGUGAGAUAAGAGGAGCUUUAGACUUGCAAAUGUGUUCCUAGAAAGGCUUUCCCCAAAAUGCCAGUGCCCAGAAUCCUGAGGGGAGGUUGGAGGGUGGAGAGUCUGGCUUCAGACUUACCGUGUAGCUGGGGAUGACCUUGAACUUCUGCUUUUUCCUGCCUGUCCUGCCCAAGCAUUAGGAUUACAGGCCUGCAGCACCACAGGGCUCUACUUUCCAUGGUCAUCCCGCUGUUAGGAGAGCCUGCUGUGCUGCCGGAAGUGGGACGGGCUGAGCUUGAGAUCCCAUAUUGCCCCUUCUGAACACCCUGCCCUUUCAAACCCAACUUCAUGUCUUUUAUUUCCCCAACCUUCUGACGGCCCCUUUGGUACUUAAGAUUUACACCAGGUUAAGCUGAGCAAUAACCACACUUCCUCAAAGAACACAACAGAAGCAACAGGGAAGUCCCUUAGCCUGGGACAUCUGCACACAGACCCGCCUCUUCCCCUGGCAAGCAGUAGGUAAGCGGGAUUCACGGUGUGGUGUGACCUGGGAGGAGCGGGGGAAGAAGCUGCGAUGAAGGAGAUUCAGGUAAAUAGUAGCCACAGUGGCCAGGGACGCUCAAAAAAGCCAUUAUAACCAGCCCUUCCCUCUCCCUCACAAGUGCUCAGUUGGCCUGAAUUCCACAAUCCAGGCACCCAGGUUAGCAUAGCCUUUGCCCUGCCCUUCUCUCGGUAAGCAGAAAUAUCCCAUUCACGGGGUGGCCCUCUGUCAGCUGCCACCAACCCAGUCCAUUUGGAAACAGUUCCUCCUUUCUCGGGGCUCAAGCAUAGGGUCAGGCACGUUCUCCUGUUGCCUUUGGCUCCUCACCACAACGUCUGCACCUUUCCAUGCUUGCUUGGUACUGUAGUGAUCUGUCUCCUCAACGAGCCUUUUUACUUUCCCUAACUUCAUCCCACCAGAGUUUCUACCCGCUGUGGCAUCUGUCAUGCACAGACCCAAACACUAAAGCCAUCUCACUGGGUAGCUAGUCCUGUCCACCUGGUGUUGGCCUGCUGGCUGCUCACUUUAUUUUAGGGCCUGCACACCUGGGGUGUGUGUUGUGUGUGUGCGUGCGCGCGCGUGUGUGUGUGCGAAUUCGAGUGCUGUCUGUGCUAUCUGUGUACCCCUCACACUCCCUGGAGUACACUUGUGGGCACAUUACAGUGGGGACAACAAGAUGCAAUAUUUAUGGAUUGCUGCAUGAUUCUUAAAAGUGAAUAAAACUGUUUACAGGGGCAGGGGAGCCGUUAACUACAAAGUGA
Messenger RNA from Mastomys coucha (southern multimammate mouse), 4617 nucleotides. RefSeq names its product ring finger protein 157 (gene Rnf157). The transcript is spliced from 19 exons. The record is from RefSeq and is a predicted model, not a curated record. Bases 244 to 2289 code for a protein of 681 amino acids. Gene Ontology annotation, molecular function: ubiquitin protein ligase activity. NCBI's taxonomy places the organism in Eukaryota, Metazoa, Chordata, Mammalia, Rodentia, Muridae. Gene Ontology annotation, cellular component: cytoplasm. Gene Ontology annotation, biological process: protein ubiquitination.